GAGCUGCUGUUGCUGCUGCUGCUGCUGCUGCUGGAGUAGGAGCGCGAGAGAGAGAGCGCGAGCAUGUGAGAGGGGAAUGGGAGAGCAGACGCAGCACUGCACAGGACAGGCAGCAGGACUCUGCGCAACGGCGCCAUCCAGCAGCACGCCGAGAGCGCGCGCAGGACUUUAACGCAGCAGGGGGAGAGAGGAGAGCACGCGGGACACAGGACGCGGGACGCAGGACUACAUCCAGCCAAAGAUGAACACGAUCGUGUUCAACAAACUGAGCAGCCAGGUCCUGCUCGAGGACAAGGCCAACGAGGUGGAGAGGAGCAGCAGGAAUUAUCUGGAGGUUCUCGAUGGACAGCACGCGGACAUCCUGAGCAGCAGCCAGGGCAUGAAGGACAGCUCAGCGCUGAGGCACCGGAGACCUGGGUCCAGGCAGGGUGCUGGUAAAGUUCGUCAUAAGCGGCAGGCGCUGCAGGACAUGGCCCGGCCCCUGAAGCAGUGGCUCUACAAACACCGGGACAACCCGUACCCAACCAAAACAGAGAAGAUCCUCCUUGCGCUCGGCUCCCAGAUGACCCUAGUGCAGGUGUCUAACUGGUUUGCGAAUGCACGGCGGCGGUUGAAGAACACGGUGCGGCAGCCGGACCUCAGCUGGGCUCUCAGGAUUAAACUCUAUAAUAAAUACGUACAGGGCAACGCUGAGAGACUCAGCAUCAGCAGUGAUGACUCCUGCUCAGAAGACGGUGACCCAGCUGCUCGGACCCAGCCGGGUGAGUUCAGUAAGCCCAUGUAUCAGAGUGUCAUCAAAAAAGAAGGUGGUGGCAUGGGGGCGGGGCUCCGGGCAUCCGCAGAUGCCUCAUUGGCUGAGGACUAUGUGUCUCCACCCAAGUACAAGAGCAGCCUGCUUCACCGUUACCUGAAUGACUCGCUGCGUCAUGUGAUGGUGACCAAUGCGGUGAUGGACGCCCGGAGGAGGAACCACUCAGGCUCCUUCAGCUCCAACGAAUACGAUGAAGACCUCCUAUCCCCAUCUUCCUCAGAAACAGAGGCCAACUUCGUCUACCGGACGGAGCCUGUGGAUCAUGGAUCAAGUAGAUGUGACAGCAGCAUCAUGCCGAAGGAGAAAGGACGUGGUAAAGAUGAGACGUACUGGCGAGAGAUCAAUGCAGCCAUGGCUCUCACCAACCUGGCCCAGCCCAAGGAUGGCGGCCCCUCUGGCACCACAAGCUGCAUCAUCCAGAAAUCCUCCCACAUAGCCGAAAUCAAGACUGUCAAAGUGCCUAUCCUGCACAAGUACUAGCACCCUCGUCACAUGAAAAAGAAGAUGUGUCUCUUCUUUUCCUUUUGGAAUUUGUUUCUUUGGUUUUGUUUAUAUUUUGUGGUACUUAUGAAGUAGCAAUAUAAGAUUUUUUUUUUUUUUGUAUUUGAAGAGUCGUUAAAGUGUCCUGAAAUGCAGCACUUCUUGUGUUUUUAGGUUUGUGCCUGUUUUUGACGCACAAGCGCUUUGAUAAGUCUUGAUGAGUGAUGGUGACGACAGUAUUGCAGAACAAGACACUUUUGCAAUGUUAACUUAUUUUGAUACUUUUUUUUUUGUACUCUGAAAUUUCUAUUGUGCCGUGCCAAAGUGCCUUCUCAUACACUACAAACAGAGAGAAGUGUGUGUCUUUGAAGAGGGGUGUUUGUCACGUAUGAAAUUCAAUUCCUGGAGUGUCUGCAAAAAUUCUUCAAAUUAUUCUUGAGGUUCA
Colossoma macropomum (tambaqui) is the source of this 1736-nucleotide messenger RNA. It is a transcript of the gene mkxa, whose product is annotated as mohawk homeobox a. The transcript is spliced from 7 exons. Gene Ontology annotation, biological process: cell development; muscle organ development; regulation of transcription by RNA polymerase II. Gene Ontology annotation, cellular component: nucleus. Lineage: Eukaryota; Metazoa; Chordata; Actinopteri; Characiformes; Serrasalmidae. Gene Ontology annotation, molecular function: RNA polymerase II cis-regulatory region sequence-specific DNA binding; DNA-binding transcription factor activity, RNA polymerase II-specific. The record is from RefSeq and is a predicted model, not a curated record. The coding region runs from base 242 to 1291 and encodes 349 amino acids.